UUGGAAUUAUUUGGAAACGCAGUUUUAGUGCAAAGCGAAGCGAGGAAUCACGAGAGUGGAAUAAAAACUGGAAAAACAGAUAAAUGAGCGGAAACAGCGAGGUCGAAAAGAGACAGAUAUAUAUCAACUAGCUUUGAUCUGAUUUUCGAGAAGAACGUAGGAUACCAAUUUGAAGAAGCAUGGCAGGAAUUAAUUGUACAUCAGUUUCAACCUGCUCGCGUAAUUUAUUGCGACUAUACUUGAAAGGAUUUUCAUGUCCAUUUUCGUCCAAGAGCACGGACGAGGUCGGCGAGAGUCCGAGAUUACGUGAAUUCAGGAAAAAACUGCGCGAACGCACCUCUAUAGAGAAAUUGGACGAGUUGGAGGAGGGCAAGCAUCCCUAUCAGGAGAAGGAACCCCUUGAAUCGUUCCCGAACAACACUAAUCCAGAAACGGGCGAAGUUGGAGGUCCCCGCGGACCGGAACCGACUCGUUACGGCGACUGGGAGAGAAAAGGCCGCGUGACGGACUUCUGAAUCAUCCCCAAUUUAGGAACGGCGAAAUCCAUUUGUUAAUAACAUAAUUGGAUACUGCAAGACAUUGGCUGAUUAAAAUUUAAAAGUUGUCUACUUUGGGAUAUAAUGUCAUAGCGAAAGCUUUACCAAAUUAAUUGAUUUUCAUUAUAAAAAUGAUCGGAUCUUAAAUAUAAAAAUUUCAAUAAAAUGUAGCAAAUUCAAAAUCUAAAUGAAAUGUUAACUUCAAACAACGUAAUUAGAUUACUUAUGUAAGAACUUUGUGCAUAACAACAGCCGGUAUCUCAUUUAGAUUCCCAAAAAUUGAAAUAAAUGCGGAAUAAAAUUGAGUGUUGUUAGAAAAUGUUAUAAUAGAUGAUAAUUUCUCACGAGGGGUAAACUGUACUAGCUGUACAGUAACUGUACGAACUGUACUAGUCACACAUUGGCGAAUGGCGACAGUGUUUUAUUAACAAAAUUAGCAAUUACCUACGUCAAUGCUUUCAAUACAGACAGCUGCGUGUAAUUCCUUGCGAAACAUUCGCACUAUGAUUCGCAUAAAUUUUCUGACGAAUCUACAAAUAAGAAGUUGCAGGCGAUUUGUUACAAGUACGUGUCGAGAUUGACGCUUCGGAAUAUUUUAAGUUCGCGGAUUUAAAAUAGUUUUUUUUUUUGCGAAUAUAAUCAUUGCUUCUUGCUUCGAUUUAUGUAAUGUUCGUUGAACGUAAAAAUUAAAUGAGUGAUACGUUCAGGUGCUUUUUUCCUGAAAACGAAGAUUUUAGACCAACCAUCGGAGAACGACAGAGAGUCGCCGCGAAUGAAGCAGUUUCAUGAAAAACUUAAAUUGCAGCCGAUACCAAGUAUGCAAUAGCGAUUUAAUAAAAAAGAAUAUAGUGUGCAAAGAUACUGAUACGAGAGAUAUCGUUUUUAUAAUGAUACUAUAUAAACUUUCACAAAAUUGUCUACGCUUAGAGCUUUGAGAAUGUUCAUACUGAUUCCUCCUUGAUUGAUAUGCAGAAGUGGGACCGCGGGAACGGUUCGUGGAUCUAGUAUUAGUGGAAACUGACCCGAGAACUGGAGAACUGAUAACAAAUAGCGAGAAAGAUCCUACUAAAUGGGGAGACUGGCAGCACGGUGGUAGAGUCAGCGAUUUUUGAAACGAGACACCGUACGUAUAUUUUUUUAUAGAAUGUCUGUAAGCAUAGCAUAUUUUUAAAAACCGGAAAGAAUCCUCACUCCUUGAAUUGCAAUGAUCAACUUGCCUUUGUAACUAUUUGUAGAAGAUAAAUUGAAUUAAAUUUGUUCGAUCAGCGCGAAGUAAAAUGACAUAAAUCAAGAUUGUUUCUUGAUGUGGAAAAAAAAUAUAUAACUGUUGGAUGUAUACGUAGGAAAGCACUUGUAUUAUAGAACGAAAAUUGUGGUGUCAGUGAGGUAAUAAAUUACAUUAUACAAAAA
This is a messenger RNA of Temnothorax curvispinosus, 1946 nucleotides long. RefSeq names its product succinate dehydrogenase assembly factor 4, mitochondrial-like. Bases 180 to 515 code for a protein of 111 amino acids. The record is from RefSeq and is a predicted model, not a curated record. NCBI's taxonomy places the organism in Eukaryota, Metazoa, Arthropoda, Insecta, Hymenoptera, Formicidae. Gene Ontology annotation, cellular component: mitochondrion. Gene Ontology annotation, biological process: mitochondrial respiratory chain complex II assembly. The transcript has 4 exons.